AUGACGUCGUCUACUGAAAUGACCGAGUACGUGACGCUCGUCUCUCGCGACGGCUUUGAGUUCAAGGUGCUGCGUUCUGCGGCAAACAUCUCGGGCGCCAUCAGGCGCAUGUUGGAUCCCACCAAUAACUUUGCUGAAGCAAAGAGCAACCGCUGUGUCUUCGAGAACAUCAACGGCGUCGUGCUAGAGAAAGUCUGCGAGUACUUGUAUUACAACGAGAAACACAAGGACACCAAGGACGUCCCGGACAUGGACAUCCCGCCUGAGCUAUGCCUCGAGCUACUCAUGGCGGCUGAUUACCUGAAUGUUUGA
Molecule: messenger RNA, 312 nt
Organism: Diplodia corticola
Lineage: Eukaryota; Fungi; Ascomycota; Dothideomycetes; Botryosphaeriales; Botryosphaeriaceae
Product: transcriptional elongation regulator elc1 elongin c
Exons: 3
Coding region: 1-312 (103 amino acids)
Biological process (GO): ubiquitin-dependent protein catabolic process
Cellular component (GO): elongin complex
Molecular function (GO): protein-macromolecule adaptor activity
Source: RefSeq, a predicted model, not a curated record